Molecule: messenger RNA, 2183 nt
Organism: Drosophila suzukii
Lineage: Eukaryota; Metazoa; Arthropoda; Insecta; Diptera; Drosophilidae
Product: dynein intermediate chain 3, ciliary
Biological process (GO): cilium movement; outer dynein arm assembly
Cellular component (GO): outer dynein arm
Molecular function (GO): dynein heavy chain binding; dynein light chain binding
Source: RefSeq, a predicted model, not a curated record
AGUAGUAUUUUUAAACAUAGUCAAACAUACAUCAUAUACAACAAGAAAAUACAAAAAAAAACAAUUACUAAAACUUAAUAAACGAAAAAAAUAUAUAGUGGACACAGAAGGAGGACGAACAGAACUACACUUAAUCCCUGAAAUCCUUGGUUUUGCAGUUAGAAUCUUUGCGGAAGGCAGCUUUGUCCGUUGCACCUGCUGUACUCCUUGAAACAUUCCACCAUGUACCAGAACCAGUUCAUCUACUCCCGCGAGAGGCGUCGCUUUGGACGGCAGUGCCGGUUCCAGGAUCGCAAUGAGCUGAUGGUCAGCGUGCAUCCCAGUGGCCGCCAGCGGCUGAAGUACAUCAUGCGCAAUCCCUCGGUGCGGUCCACCCAACUGAGUUGCCAGAUGGCCCUGACCAUCAUGGAGACGGAGAACGUGACCCUCGAUCAGCACGGGAUGUACCACUACGAGGGCGGCUGGCCCAAGGAGGUGAAUCCCUUUGACGAGGAGCAAACGCAGCGUCAUCGCAAGAAGGUGGAGCGCGAGGAUAGCUGGGGUGAGCAGGUCCUGGAGAUGAUCCGGAGCACAAUGGCCGUGGCGGAGCAGAACAACACCCUGAAUAUCUAUCAGAACUUCUUUGCGGAUCUGCCGCUUGAUUUGGGUCACGACCUCCGGAUGAGAUUCCGAGCCAGGGUGGCCAAUGUCUUCCAUGACCUCUGGCUGCCGUCCCGCCGCUUAACCUCCAUCGAGUGGAUGCCCAAUAAUAACCGCCAGUUUAUGACCCAGUUCACCAACCAAUUUCAAAGUGGCGACCGGUUGCGAUUGGUCACGGAUGAACCAUUUGGCGACACCAAUGCCUUCUUCGUGUGGGACGUGAAGAAUCCGCUCAAGCCGAAGAUUUUCCACGACAGCAAGGUGCCAGUGUCGCUGGCCAAGAUCUGUCCCAAGGACGAGAACAACAUGGUGGGCGGCACGGGGCUGGGGCAGGUCUGUGUGUGGAACACCUUCAAGGGCGGCCUGCCGGUGCGCAAUUGCCCACUGGAGGUGUCCCACAGGGAGACCACCUCGGCCCUCUGCUGGGUCCACUCCAAGUCCAACACGGAGUUCUAUUCGGGCUCGCUGGACGGUUCCAUCAAGUACUGGGACACCAGAGAUCUCAAGAUGCCCAUGCAGGAGCUACUCCUCGAACCGGAACCGCAGGAGCGUCAGUCCAGGAUGGAUUCGCAUGGGGUAACGGUGCUGGAAUUCGAGUACACCAUCCCGGUGCGUUUCAUCAUCUGCAGUGAUAUGGGUCACGUCUUUGUGGGUAACCGGAAGGGAAUGACUCCCACGGAAACGCUUCUGGCCCAUUAUCAACUCUUCGCCGGACCAGUGCGCAGUAUCAACCGUAAUCCCUUCUUCGUCAAGAACUUCCUGGUUACGGGAGAUUGGCGGGCAAGGAUCUGGUCAGAGGAGGUCAAGGACGCACCCUCUACGAUGUAUUUCCGGAAGAAGACACAGAUUGUCUGCGGAGCCUGGAGCACGGGUCGCUGCUCCCUGUUCGUCACUGGAGAUCUGAACGGAGUGGUGGACUUCUGGGAUCUGCUGCUCCACCAUCGACUGCCCAUUCUCUCGAUUGACUUCAAGGUUCCGAUUGCGGAUGUGGUCUUCCGGCCGGAUGGCGAUCUCUUGGCCAUUGGCCUGAAGAAUGGCGAUAGUCACAUCUUGACCCUGGAUGAGUCCAUGCGACAGGCUACUGGCAAGGAGAAGGCACUCAUGGCAGCAAUGUUUGAGCGUGAGAUCGUGCGGAGUAAACUUCUGGAGGCUCGCUAUGAUGAAGUAAGGCUCAAACGGAAAACCCUUUUAUUGGCGGAGGAGGAUCGUUUGCGGCAGGAGAAGGCGAUAGCCCCCGUUCUUGAGCUGGAUCCCGACAAUCCCGACCAGUUCGUGAUGAUGAUCGAGGGCGACGAAGAAUUCCGCACGGCCAUUAGUGAAUUCCAUGAUUUGAUACUUAGUGUGGAAAGAAAGCGCUCCAAGAGGCAGGUGAUCAUGGAGCGCACGGUCUUUGAGGAAUGGAAUCCAGUCGAUGAAAAACUCCAGGGGGACCCCGUUAUAUAUACACACCCCGAACAGAAAGUGCAGCUUUCACAGAACUAUGAGAAAAGGUUUUCUGCAGAGCCAAGGAGUUCGCAAGGAGCUGUUAAACCCCAGUAAACAGU